AGCAGCGCCGGAGGUCACGUGGGUCUGGAUGCCAGGCGCCCUCGCGGCGUCUCAGGCAAGCGGGUCAUGGCCGGCCCGGUGCGGGGCGCAGGGCCCAGGGCCCUGGACCUGCUUCGGGCUCUGCCUCGUGUGAGCCUGGCUAACUUGAGGCCGAACCCGGGCUCCAGGAAACCGGAAAGACGACGAAGAGGUCAGAGAAGAGGUAGGAAGUGUGGCAGGGGCCACAAGGGAGAACGUCAGAGAGGAACCCGGCCCCGGCUGGGCUUUGAAGGAGGCCAGACUCCAUUUUACCUUCGAAUCCCAAAAUACGGGUUUAAUGAAGGACACAGCUUCAGACGCCAGUAUCAGCCUUUGAGUCUCAACAGGCUUCAGUACCUGAUUGACUUGGGCCGUGUUGAUCCCACACAACCUAUUGACUUAACCCAGCUGGUCAAUGGGCGAGGUGUUACCAUCCAGCCAUCUAAAAGGGACUAUGGAGUCCAGCUAGUAGAGGAGGGCGCUGACACCUUUAAGGCAAAAGUUAACAUCGAAGUUCAGCUAGCUUCUGAGCUGGCCAUCGCCGCCAUCGAGAAGAAUGGGGGUGUCGUCACGACAGCCUUCUACGACCCGCGAAGCCUGGAAAUUCUGUGCAAACCCAUCCCAUUCUUUCUCCGUGGGCAACCCAUUCCCAAGCGGAUGCUCCCCCCCGAGGCUCUCGUGCCCUACUACACUGAUGCGAGAAACCGAGGCUACCUGGCGGAUCCCGCCGGAUUUCCCGAAGCAAGACUGGAGCUCGCCAAGAAGUACGGCUAUAUUUUACCCGACAUCACCAAAGACGAACUCUUCAAAAUGCUCAGUACUCGGAAGGAUCCACGGCAGAUUUUCUUUGGUCUGGCUCCAGGAUGGGUGGUGAACAUGGCAGACAAGAAGAUUCUGAAACCUACGGAUGAGAAGCUGCUUGAGUACUACAGCUCCUGAGCUCCGUCCAGGGGAGCCAGUGGUAGGAGGGCACCGGAAGGGGCGGUGACACGUGUUUCCCACUGCAUUGGCUCAGUUUGUGGUUCUGCCACGGAUGAUGUUUUCUGUGUAAUCAUGUCUUUUUUUUUUUAAUCAAAAUUAAAAAUACAGUAAGCAAGG
Cervus elaphus (red deer) is the source of this 1116-nucleotide messenger RNA. It is a transcript of the gene MRPL15, whose product is annotated as mitochondrial ribosomal protein L15. Gene Ontology annotation, cellular component: mitochondrial large ribosomal subunit. Gene Ontology annotation, molecular function: structural constituent of ribosome. Gene Ontology annotation, biological process: translation. Bases 67 to 957 code for a protein of 296 amino acids. The transcript is spliced from 5 exons. Lineage: Eukaryota; Metazoa; Chordata; Mammalia; Artiodactyla; Cervidae. The record is from RefSeq and is a predicted model, not a curated record.